GGGUGCAGCAGGAGGGAGCAGAGAUGUUUGGAGGCUUUUUUUUAUAUAAAAUUAUUUAUUUAAAUAAAAAUGGCCGCCGUGCGGAGCGGAGAGGACCGACUGGAGGAGGGUCAAGAGGGGGAGGAGGGACCCGUCUACCCCCAGCCCCCCCCCAGAGAGAGGGACAGGUCCCACACCAAGAGCAAGAAGGCCCGCAGGGAGGGGCGCCAUGCCGACAGAGGGGCUGAGACCACAUCGUUAGGCCCCCCCUCAUCAGCUGGGCUGCAGCCACAGACGGCUGCGGAGUCACAGGCCGAGGCGUUGGAGCCGGUGGCAGGUCCCUCAGAGCCGGGGUCAGCACCAGGGUCCGAAUCUGCGGCUGGCAGUGAAUCUGCCGGCUCUCCGAGGCAGCGGCGCUCUAUCAUCCGGGACCGUGGGCCACUGUACGACGACCCGUCACUGCCCGAUGGCUGGACUCGCAAACUCAAACAGAGGAAGUCUGGACGCUCCGCGGGGAAGUUUGAUGUCUACCUGAUUAACUCAGAGGGAAAAGCAUUUCGAUCCAAAGUGGAACUUAUUGCCUACUUCCAGAAGGUCGGGGAUACUACCACUGACCCCAACGAUUUUGAUUUCACGGUCACCGGCCGUGGAAGCCCUUCCCGCCGCGAGAAACGCCCCCCAAAAAAACCCAAGGUGGUAAAACCAUCGGGACGAGGUCGUGGGCGACCCAAAGGCAGUGGCAAAAUGAGGCAGGCUACAGAGGGCGUGGCCAUGAAGCGUGUGGUUGAAAAAACUCCGGGCAAACUGCUGGUCAAGAUGCCCUUCAGUAAGGCAGAGUCCUCUACUGGCACCACCUCCACUGCCUCAAAGGUGGUGUCUCCUGCUAUAGUUCCAAAGUCCCGUCCUGGAAGAAAAAGGAAAUCAGAACAGGAACUUCCACCCCCACCACAGACUGCCCCCAAGAAACGGGGUAGGAAACCUGCCUCAGCUUCAGCAGCAGCAACAGUGGUCACCGCAUCCACCUCCUCUGUACCCACAGCUGAUAGCUCAACAGCUGGGAGCUACACUGCAGCUGCCAUCUUAGUUGCUGAGGCCAAACGGAGAGCAGCCAAGGAGUCCUCCACCAAACUUGUCGUCCAGGAAACAGCUCUGCCAAUCAAAAAACGCAAAACCAGAGAGACAGUGGAGGAGAGGCCGAGUGUUCAGACUCCAGCGGUUACGAAAACAGAGACUGGAAGGAGGGAUACUACAGAGGGGGAGGGCGGUACAGGAGAAGGGGCUCAAACCUCAGAGACUCAGCCCAUCCCCCCUGAGCAGAGCCAGUCACAACUACCGAAGUCGCCUGCUUCAGAUGAAAGCCAAUCACAUGGACACAAGACACAUAAAGGGAGGAAGCACAAGGAGAAAACAGGAGCAGCGGCAGGAGAUGAAGGAAGCAGAAGAGAUGAAGAGGGUGAAGAUGUAGGUGAUAAACGAGGAGAGGGAACAGGAAGGAGUAGCAGCAGCAGUAGUAGCAUUAGUCCAUCAAAAACCCACAAAAAGAAGGACCGACCUCACAAACACCACCAUCAUCAUCACCACCAUCAUCAUCGCCACCAACAGUCCUCUGCCUCCACAUUAAAUCAGCCUCCGCCUCCUGCAGCCCCUGGACAUCCAGCACCCUCCAAUCAGUCAGGAUCUGAAGUCCAGCCCCAGACUUUGCCUCUGAUCACCACCCAGCAAGCUCCUUCCAGACCACUGUCCAAAUCUGUGCCUCAGGCCUUGCCUGGACCUCGGCAUCCUCCUCCUCAAACACAGAACGAGGGCAAACCCUCUCACCAACAUGAUCCUCAGUCACCCAGUAAGCUCCUAGCCCAGCCUCCAUACCUAGCACCCCAGUCAUCUCCUACCAGGCAUGUCCUGCACCAGUCACGGCCCCAGCAGCCCCCACUCCAAACCCAUAGUCAGCCCCAGGUGCCUCCCAAAAAAGCCCAGUCACAGUCUAGCCACUCCCCAGCCCAGCAACGAACCCAGCUUCAGACUCAGCAACCUCCAACUCAGUCGCUCCCUACUCAGUCCUCAUCCCUUCUGCACGUUCAUCCGCCCCAAACAAGACCUCCACAUCCAGAAAGUCAGUCCCCAUCAGCACCCCAACCUCAAACCCUCCCCAGACCACCGCCUCAACCCCAGAACCAGCUCGGACAACAAUCUCAAUCCCAGUCCCGGCACUCAUAUGAGUCUCAACUUCAACUUCAAUCAAGGACCCCAACCCAAAUUCAGACUCAAUCCCAGUCCAGAACCAUAACCCAAAUUCCGACUCAAUCGCAGUCCAGAACCCUAACCCAAAUUCAGACUCAAGUGCAGUCCAGGACACCAACCCAAACUCAGACUCAAUCCCAGUCCAGAACACCAACCCAAACUCAGACUCAAUCCCAGUCCAGAACACCAACCCAAACUCAGACUCAAUCCCAGUCCAGAACCCCAACCCAACCUCAGACUCAAUCCCAGUCCAGAACCCCAACCCAACCUCAGACUCAAUCCCAGUCCAGAACCCCAAUCCAAACUCAGCCUCGAUUAGAGCUCAGAAGCCCAACCAUAAUGCAACCUCAAAUCCAGUCCAGAACCCCAACCCAAACUCAGCCUCAACCCCAGUCCAGGACCUCAAUGCAAACACAGUCUCAACACCAGUCCAGGAGCCCCCAAUUUCAAUCUCACCUGCAACCCAGGCAUCAAGAGCAGCCCCAGUUGCAGACAAGGCUCCCUUCAAAUGACCAACUCCAGACUCAAUACAGACCACAACCCAGACAGCUUCUCUCGCAGUCUAGGCCCGCCCAGUCCCAAGCACAACCACGCGUUCAGCAGAUUCAAACACAGCAGAAUCCCCAGUCCCACCCUCAGCUCACUAGACCCCAUGUGCAGCACCUCUCCUCCCAGCGUCAAUCUCCCAGCCUAACCAGGACCAACCUGGUUCCUGCUCAACAGAACCAGAGUGAACAGCCCCAAGACCUGAGCACCACACGUCCUGCUCGAGGAAGUCUGCUGCAGAGCCGAGAGGUCCGCGUGGAAGACAUAAGGGCAGAGGGAAGAGUGGAGCCGGCCAUGACAUCAGAAAGCAGAGAGGUUGCAGGAGGGGACAGAGGGUCAAACAGCACCUCCAGACCACCCAGCUCCAUGACUGCUGGACCUCCCGGAGCCGCUGGGGCUGUUGUUGUCCCAGGGUCAGAUGGUAGAGCCAGGCUCCAGGCAGAGCCAGAGGCAGCAGGUGAGAGCAGGGAGCUCAGAGACAUUGUCCCUCAGUCCGCGGUCCCAUGCCCUAGCCGGGAGGAAACUGUAGAGUCACGGACUGCCGUCAGCGAAAGAGUCAGCUGAUUGGUCAGACCGAUGACCGGCUGACUGAUUAUCAGACUAGUGGACUGUGUCAGCACCUGGAGGAAGAAGAGAUUCAUGGAGGUUGAAUGUUUUUACACUGUUUGUAGAUUGAAGGAUAGCGUCGCACAGAGCUGAUGGAACUGUCGCAGCUUCUGCCUGGUAUGAUCGGAGAUCCGAAUGGAGACUUUCAAGUUCUGGAUUUGAGAACCGACCUGGGCAGACGGAGGAGAGAUAGUGUCUUUUUCUAGGAAAAACAAACAAAAAGGAAAAAACGAUAAAAAAGUGUGUGUAUAGAUAAUCAAAAGGCAGCUGUUGUGUCCCGCUAGUCUCCUUGGGGAGGGGGAAGUAGUUUGGAACUAAAAACCAACGCUUAACAACACAUUACUCUGAACGAAACUUUGCUUCCAGAAUAUAACCAUUUUUUUUAUUUCGUAUUUUGAUAGUUAAUUGUUUUGUCUCUGUUAUACAGCUUUAAACUGAUAUUAUUGACUGACAGUCCCUUAUUUAAAGUCCUGCUAUUGACUGACGGUCCCUUACUGAAACUAGUCCUUGACUGAAAGCCUCAGAGGUGAUGUGGGCCGACGGUUUGCACCUUAAACUGGUUUCUUGACAUCUCACAUUUGUUUUCCUCCCUGUUCUCCAUUAAUCCCACAAUAAACAAAAAGGGGGGGGCUCAGUAAUUUCUUCCAUGCUCAUCCACACUGCCCCCUACAGGUAGCCAGUCUGGUGUACGAGUAUUUAUAUUGAAUUCAUGACUACACAGACCACAUUCUGAACAGUGUAAGUGAUCAUCGUUUGAAAUAAUUGAGCAACUUGAGGAAUUCCUUGUUCGUCUGAUCAGACUCUGAUACAGCCUCAAAUACAGAUGAGUCAUGCUUUGAUUUAAAGAAGACGUAAAAACCCCUCCGUUGUUUUGCAACUAUUUCAAACGAAUUGUUCUUCCAGUUUAGAGAUUCUUCCGAUUUCUGGUCUUCAUUGAAUAUGUUCUGGUCUUUUCAUUUCCAAAGGAAACAUUUUAAUAUCAAACCAAAUCCGCUAUUACAGUAGCUUUAUUUUAGUUUGUAUUCUUAAUGAACCAGUGGGAAAUGGACUCCUCAUUUAUCGUUUCUUUGUGUUGAACAUCUGGAACAGUUUGUACAAUCAAGCGUCUACAUGUCACUCGUAGACUCUGCAGGCCUUCAACUGGAGAAACACGUACGCAGAGGGCGACCUCGCAGAGGUUUGACUGUCAGCCAUGUUGGUGUAAACUAAAGAAAAGCCCUGGAGGAGGUGUGACGCAGCUUCACAAAACUAAUCAUCGUCCAGAAAACUAACUUUGAGUCUGUAAAUACAGAUUUGAGAGUGAAUCUGGAUUGUUUGGUGGAGUAUUUGAAACUCCAGUGGCUUUAAAGCUGGUAAACGAUGACACCUCAGCUGUGAGGCAAGUGCUGCCAGCAGUAGACAGAGAAGCAUCAGGAGAGGAUCUGCCUUGACCGGUUGGAGUAAGAUGAGAGAAGUGAGGGAGAGAGGAGAGGUGGAGAAAGAAAAAGAGAGAAACCAAUACCCCAACUGAACUUACAGACUGUUUCCAUGUUCAUCUCCAGCACUUAAACAAACGCAGCUUCACCCUUAUUAGAUAAAUGUCCCUCGUUCUUUAAAUGCUUCUUUGCUCACCUUCAUGAUGACAUCAUACAGGUGAUGUUUAGUUUGGCCUGAGGCUCCUCCCCUCUGCAUACGUGGUGCUCCAUUGUGAAUGACUCGCUUCACAGGACUCGACCCGGCACAACCACAGUAACCAGCCACCAUGUUGCAUGUUCCAGAGUUUAGUGCCUAUAAUCUUGUGCGUCUUGCCAGAAGCCACCAUGUCAGCGAAGCCAUGUUGUGUUCUUAGACUUUAGUCGUGACGUGAGGUGACGUCAUAGUUGCUGAUGUUGAGGAUGAAUAUUCUGCUUCAGUGGAAACUGUAGAAAAUCUAGUUUUUACCUGUUUUCUUAUUUUUCUUUAACUAAAGCAUUUGUGUCCCUAAUC
Platichthys flesus (European flounder) is the source of this 5334-nucleotide messenger RNA. RefSeq names its product methyl CpG binding protein 2 (gene mecp2). Lineage: Eukaryota; Metazoa; Chordata; Actinopteri; Pleuronectiformes; Pleuronectidae. Gene Ontology annotation, molecular function: chromatin binding; double-stranded methylated DNA binding; methyl-CpG binding. The transcript has 6 exons. The coding region runs from base 70 to 3327 and encodes 1085 amino acids. Gene Ontology annotation, biological process: negative regulation of transcription by RNA polymerase II. Gene Ontology annotation, cellular component: heterochromatin; nucleus. The record is from RefSeq and is a predicted model, not a curated record.